This is a messenger RNA of Drosophila melanogaster (fruit fly), 8410 nucleotides long. RefSeq names its product RIM-binding protein (gene Rbp). The coding region runs from base 228 to 5762 and encodes 1844 amino acids. The transcript is spliced from 19 exons. The record is from RefSeq and is marked reviewed. NCBI's taxonomy places the organism in Eukaryota, Metazoa, Arthropoda, Insecta, Diptera, Drosophilidae.
CACUCUGCUCUGGCACACUGAGCACCGAGCUGGCAGUUGGGUAGAAAUCAGAGUGCGCCAGCAGCGCGACCGAGAUGACCCACUUUUCGGUAUUCGCACUGAGACCCAACUGCUACUACCCACAGAAAGUGGACAACUAGGCGGAGUUUUUUUCUAUAUAGUAGCAGUGAAACGAUCGCGUUUUUCGGAUAUAUUAUGUACAGCCUACGUAGCCUAGUGUAAACUAUAUGCAUUUAUGUGAAUUUCCCAGCGCAAACGUGGAAGAGGAAAACAGGCGACCUGAAAAAGCAGCAGCAGCAGCAAGCAAGAAGCAGAAGCACAAGCAGCAAAAAAGUCGUCCGAGGGGCAGCCACAGCAUGCCGUACGAGUCGAUGCACCAUCAUCAGUCGGCGGCCGCUGCCGUGGCCGCUGGCACCACCCCCAACGGAAUGCUGGACGCCCUCAGCCUGCAGCUGCGCGAUGCCGAGAUGCGGCGCACGGAGAUCGAGCGGGCGCAUCAGGAAACCCUGGCACAAAUACGCAAUCUGAGCGGUAGCGCUCGUCCCGAUGCCGAGGCGGUGGAGAAUCUGCAGUCGAGAGCCCGGGAACUGGAAAAGAAGGUUGCGCUGGAAAAUGUGCGCUGCGAGGAGCUGCAAAUCGAACUGACGUCGGCUCUGAAGGCCAAACAGGCAUCCCGCUCGGCCUGCUCCGGAAUGGGGAGCGUGUCCUCCGGUGGCGGCGCGACCAUUCCUACAUCGGCCAGCAGCUCCACCGUCACUUGGGCACCGACAAUCAGCCACCAGGACCAAGGAUCCGAGAUUGAUAUCAUAAUGGCAAAGAUUGAGCAGGAUAAUCGCGUGCUGGCCGAGCUGGAACAACCUCGCACCUCGGCCAGCGCCAGCAUGUCAGCAUUGCCGCCCAGUUCCAUGUUGAGCACGGUAAAUAGCGAAUUUAGAACCAUAUCAAAGAGUGAACUCGAAGAAGAACUGAACCGCUACAAAAGAGCAGUUCUGGGAGGAAGCGGAGGAGGAGGAGGUGGCGUCGGCGGCGGCGGCGGCGGUGUCUCCGCCCUAUCCUCCGGCUACUCAAGCCUGCCGCAAUCGCUGGCCUCCACGCUGCCCAAUGGUGGGGCCAGCACCAGCUUGAGCGGCACCAGUCUUGGCUCGCACAGCGCGGCCGCCGCUGCUGCCGCCCACAGCGUCUCCGCUGGAUCGGGAGGCGUGGUCGGGGGCGGCGGCCAAGGCGGCCUAUCAUCCAUAUCGGCCCUGGUGCCCAACUCAAUCAGCGGCAUAUCCUCGAGUCUAAGCAGCCAUGCCAUUCAAUCGAUGCAGUACGGAACCGGACAGACGUCCGUGGAGAAACUGCUGAGCGGAACUAGUGGAAUCACUGGCAUUCCACCCCUGCCGGUAAAUAUUCACACGAUGAAGGCUAUGCCAACGGCAUUAAGUCAGCGCGGAACAAUACAGCUGUACAAUUUGCAGAGCACAACCAUGCCCCUCCUGUCACUCAACUCGCAUAACCUGCCGCCCGCCGGCUCGACCAGCUACUCAGCUUUGGGCGCCGGUGGCGGCACCUCGCUGACGCACCCGACCAUGGCCAAUCUGGGCCUGCUGGACACCGGCACCCUACUGGGUUCCACCGGCUUGAGCGGAUUGGGCGUGGGACCAAGUGUUGGCGGCAUCACUGGAGCCACAUCUCUGUACGGCCUAAGCGGUGGCGGCGGAGGAGCCGGUGGUCUGGGCAGCUCCUAUGGUCCGCCGUUCCUGGACGUGGCGUCGAGCGCCUCGUAUCCAUUCACCGCGGCCGCCCUGCGACAGGCUUCCAAAAUGAAAAUGCUGGACGAGAUUGACAUACCGCUGACGCGGUACAACCGCAGCUCGCCCUGCUCACCCAUUCCGCCGAACAACUGGGGACUGGACGAGUUCACCGACGGCCUCAGUGUCUCCAUGAUGCAUAACCGCGGCGGUCUGGCACUGGGUGCCCUAGAUUUGGACACUCGCAAUCAUGGCCUAAAUGGAGCCAGUGAACCGCAGGUGGAUAUGCUCGAUAUUCCUGGAAAGGGCCGCUGCUGCGUAUUCAUAGCCAGAUUUCCCUAUGAUCCUCCAGAUGUUCAUAAUGAAUUCCUUUCCAUGCCUUGCAGGGAGGCUGAGGGCGAGCUCUCCCUGUGCGCCGGCGACUAUCUGCUGGUGUGGACCAGUGGUGAGCCCCAAGGUGGCUACCUAGAUGCGGAGCUGCUGGACGGGCGACGCGGCCUUGUUCCUGCCUCCUUUGUGCAACGCUUAGUAGGCGACGACCUCCUGGAGUUCCACCAGGCGGUGCUGUCGACGCUGCGCGAUGCCGAGGACGGAUCGAUGCAGUGCGACACCACGUCGCUGCCCUCCUUGCCACCGCACAACCCAUUGCUCACACACACCCACGAGGAUCUGGCACGCUUAAGUGAGACGCACACCGAUCUGGAGCACGACCAGGACGACAUCAGCGACAAUGUUCCAGCACCCAAGCACUUGACGCUGGAACGGCAGCUGAACAAGAGCGUGCUCAUUGGCUGGUCGCCGCCGGAGCCAGUGGGCUACAACCUCAUCGACAGCUACCACGUCUACGUGGACGGCGUGCUCAAGGUCACCGUGAAGGCCAACGAACGCACACGCGCGCUUAUCGAGGGCGUUGACUCCACGCGGCCGCAUCGCAUCAGCGUGCGGAGCGUAACCCAGAACCGACAGACAUCGCGGGAUGCCGCCUGCACGAUGAUCAUCGGGCGGGACACCGCUCAUCUGGGCCCCUCGGCGGUGCGCGCCUCGCACAUAACUUGUUCCUCGGCGGUCAUCUCGUGGCUGCCGGCCAACUCGAACCACCAGCACGUGGUGUGUGUAAACAAUGUGGAGGUGCGCACCGUCAAGCCGGGCAUGUAUAGGCAUACAAUCACUGGCCUGGCGCCGAGCACCCAGUACCGGGUGACGGUGCGGGCCAAGCAUCUGCGGGCCGUGGGCCAGCAUGCGGCGAAUGUGGGCCAAACGGGCGGAGCUGGGCGGCCGGGACAGGAGGAGGCGCCCGGAGCGUAUGCUGACUUCCGCACCCUCACCAAGGGCCUGCCCGAUCCGCCGCAGGAGAUUCAGCUAGAGGCCGGUCCGCAGGAUGGUACCAUUCUGGUGACAUGGCAGCCGGUUAACAGGCCCACCUCGACGGGGCCUGUAACCGGCUAUGCUGUGUACGCCGAUGGUAAGAAGGUCACCGACAUUAACUCGCCCACCGGCGACCACGCCCUCAUCGACAUUGGCAAGCUGGGCGUCUUCAAUCCGCGUGCCGUGACCAUACGCACCAAGUCCCGCGAUUCCCAGUCGGCGGACAGUGCGCCCAUCUUGAUACCAAACACUGUGCGCAAUGCGGUGGCUCGCAGGGGUCCCAAUCAGAUGGGCAUGGGUCCGCAAUUGCCGCAGGGACCGCACGGGAUGACGGUGCAGCAGCAGAUGGGCGGCAUGCCCGGCCAGCCGGGUCAACAGGGCCAGCACAUGAUGGGUGGGCAGCAGGAUCACGGCCAGUACGAUCCCAAUCAGAUGCAGCAGCAGCAACAGCAGCAGGGUCAGCCGGGUCAACCGGGUCAUCAGCCCGACGCAGGCUCCGGAUUGUUAGGUGGCCUUCUCGGUGGCCUCUUCUCGAAACCCACACAGAAUCAAGUGAACCAGAAUGGCUAUCAGCCAGGCCAACCAGGAGCGCAACGGGGCAUGGUCCCGAUUCCAGGAAGACCGCAGGGACCACAGCAACAGCAGCAGCAGCCCUACGGACCCCAGGGUCCCAUGGGUGGGCCACGCUUUCGAGGACCAGUUCCCGGCCAGCUUAAUAUGCAGGGCCAGCAGAUGCAGGGGCAAAUGCAAGGGCAGAUGCAAGGGCAGAUGCAGGGUCAGAUGUCGGGUCAGAUGCCCGGUCAAAUGCCUGGACAAAUGCCUGGUCAAAUGCCAGGUCAGAUGGCUGGACAAAUGGCUGGUCAGAUGCCUGGCCAGAUGCCAGGUCAAAUGCCCGGUCAGAUGUCCGGUCAGAUGCCUGGCCAGAUGAUGGGACCACGAGGACCGCUCAAUCAGCAGCAACAGCAGCAGCAGCAGAUGCAGCAGGGCCAGAUGAUGCCCGGCCAGCAGGCAGGACAGCAGCAGGCCCAGCCCGGUCAACCGGGACAACCGGGUCAGAUGCCCGGAGCACAGAAGAAGCCCCGCUAUUUUGUGGCCAUGUUCGACUACGACCCAUCCACGAUGAGUCCAAAUCCCGAUGGCUGCGACGAAGAGCUGCCCUUCCAGGAGGGCGACACGAUCAAGGUAUUUGGUGAUAAGGAUGCGGAUGGCUUCUACUGGGGCGAGUUACGUGGCCGCCGAGGCUAUGUGCCGCACAACAUGGUCUCCGAGGUGGAGGACACCACCGCCUCCAUGACUGCCGGUGGACAGAUGCCCGGUCAAAUGCCGGGCCAGAUGGGCCAGGGCCAGGGAGUCGGCGUGGGCGGCACCGCCCAGGUGAUGCCCGGCCAAGGUGCUCCGCAGCAGAGCAUGCGCAACGUGAGCCGCGACCGCUGGGGUGACAUCUAUGCCAACAUGCCCGUGAAGCGAAUGAUCGCGCUCUACGACUACGAUCCCCAGGAGUUGAGUCCCAAUGUGGAUGCCGAGCAGGUGGAAUUGUGUUUCAAGACGGGCGAAAUCAUACUCGUCUACGGUGAUAUGGAUGAAGACGGUUUCUACAUGGGCGAACUGGACGGCGUGCGCGGCCUGGUGCCGUCUAACUUCCUGGCGGACGCGCCCGACCAGUACAACAACCAGAUGGGUCCGGGCGGAGUGGCCGGCCGCGGCGGUCUGAGCCAACGGGGCAGGGGUCAGGGGCCAGGAGCGAGGGGGCCGCCGCCCCCGCCACGUGACAACAUGAUGCCCGGAAUGGGCGGGCGCGGCCAGCCGGGCAAAAAUGCUCGCCCUGCUUCCCCUACACUGUUAGACAACACGGGCCAUCCUGCCCCCGAUCACCAAACGCAGGGGAUGAUCGGUCGCGUUGGUAAUGUUGGCCUGCAGCAGCAACAGCAACAGCAGCAGCAGCAGCAGCAACUCCAACAGCAGCAGCAGUACGGUCAGCAACAGACGCAGAUGGGACAGCAGCAGCAGCAACAGCAGCAAAUGGGACAACCUGGAAUGAUGGGUCAGCAAAUGGGUCAGCCGAUGGGUCAGCAAAUGGGACAGAUGGGUCAAAUGGGUCAGAUGGGUCAGCAGCAGAUGGGACAGCAGCAGAUGGGACAGCAGCAGCAGCCGCCGACGACACAGGCGCAAACGGGCGGACUAUUCUCCGGCGCGACUAGCCUGCUCUCUGGUGCUACCUCGGCUGCCACCGGUGGUCUAUUUGGGUCGAAGCAACCGCCCAAGACGGAUCCAAUGCAACCACAAGGUGGUGUGCAGCCAGCGCAGCAACAAGCAAACGCCUUUGGUGCCCAGCAGCCUGGCAUGGGCAUGCAGCAGCAGGGGGGAAUGCAGUCCGGAAUGCAGCAGGGCAUGCAGCAGGGCAUGCAGCAGGGUAUGCAGCAAGGGAUGCAGCAAGGGAUGCAGCAGGGGAUGCAGCAGGGCAUGCAGCAGGGUAUGCAGCCCGGAAUGCAGCAGCAGCAGCAGCAGCCACAACAAGUGCCACCGCAAGCCCAGGCGCCGCCUCCAGGACCGGGCGCCGGAUUGCUGGGCGGGCUCAAGGGCAUCGCGGCAGCGGCGCCCGGCGGCGAUGUCCUGUCGAAAGGCAAAGACCUCUUCGGAAAAUUCGGGUUCGGCUUUGGCAAAUAACCCCGGUCAUUCUAUAGGGUCCUGUUAUAUUAUUCGUAGAUUAGUCUUAUUAUUACUAUUAUGAUUAUGAUUAUUGCUAUUGAUUACGAUUACUAAGCUAAUAUAAAGUAAAACACAAAAAUGAUAAUGAUGAACAGACAAACCAAUGCUAAAGUUAAAACCCAUACCCGGUUCCGAACUGUAGGCCAAUGCAUAUGUUGUUGUUCUCGUUGAUAUGAAAUGAUAUGAUAUGAUAUGACUAAUAGUACUAAUACUAAUGGUAAUAUUUUUUAUUAAUUAAAUUAAUGAAAAUAUUAUGAGUGACCGACGGACAACAGCAGCAUCGGCCAAACAGCCGGGCCACAAAAAAAAAAAACCAAAAAAAUUACAAAAAAAACAAAGCCACAGAAAAGCCCAGAUAAAUUGUUGUAAAAUUAUUUAACAAAUUGCCUGCCGGUUUAGGUGACUGCAACUCCAUUAACCCACUAAAAGGAUAAAGCUCUAUAAUACAAGACCACACACACACACAUAUAUACACAGAUGCAAUACACACCCAUCACAUAGAUACUGAACACACAUAUAUUAUACAAAUACAAGUAAGCGAGGAGAAGAAAUAUAUUAUAUACAUACAUUAUAUUUACAAUUAUUUGUUAACGCACAUUGUUAAAUUUGCUACUGUUGCUGACCAGUUUAUAAAUAAAAACCAAAAAAGAGACGAGGAACGAUAGAGAAAAGAAGAUUUAUGAGAAGAUAAAGCAAACACAUAAGCUAAACUAAACCGAACAUAAACAUAAACAUACAUAUAUUAUAUGUAUAUAUUUAAAAUAUAUUGAAAACUAAAUUGAAAUACACUAAAAUUACAUUUAUAAAUCAAAACACAACCGAAUGUUGAGCAAUGUCAGACGAGCGGAAUGACGAAAAACAAAAAAUACAUACAUUAAAGUAAAUAAAUAAAUCGAUAUGGUACAUAUUUACAUAUAUUCGCAUAUACUAAAUACGAUUUCGCAUUCAAGCCAACCUCAAAUCGGGCGCAUUUCCAAGACUAGGCGACCUUGACUUCCAGUCCAGUACAAGAAGAUCACUUUCCCCAAACCCCAAACCCCAAAUCCCAAUCCCAAUCCACUCUAUUCUCAAUCCAGUGAUAGCCUGAGCCAAAUUCCCAUCCCUAUACCAAAAUUCCCAGUUCCAAAAAAACCCAAAUCGAAAGCCUUCGACUACUCGACUCAAAACUUCUAUUCAACGCCCCACUUUCUCAGUGUUUGAUGUCCAUAGAAGCCAUAUGCGAUAAAUAUCAGUGUAACUUAAAGCAAACCAAAGACCAAGAGAGAUCUACUCCUACAUAAAUACAUAUAUGGGAUACCCAAAUGGCAAAUACAAACAUAAUGUACUAAGCACAAGAUCGUAGCGUUAUAGACCCAGAAUACCCAGAAGAUCAAAAAAGCCCCAGGAGACAUGUUCACUAAAUUCAGCAAGGAGACUUUCUCACACCUUCUUUAGCAACUUAAGCCGCCCCUUGCUACUAAGUACUUCCUAUCGCUAUCUAUCUACCCCUGCCUAUCAAAAGUACACUCUUUCGAACGUUAUUUUAAUAUCAAUUACUACCAAUUACAAGUUACCAACUACUACCGAUAGUUAGUUACGCCGCAUACGACCAGUUCGGUGGCUAGUUCUCUCACGAGAAAGCCUGCUUUUGAACCGGAUCGAGAGAAGAUAGUCAAAUGUUUCCUAAUGUUUAAAAUUGCUUUGACUCAGCGCCCUCAUACACUCGGCAUACAGAAACAAAUACAUUGCGUACCUCUUGCUUUACGAAGAAAUACAAACAUUCAAGAUGUGAAGAGUAUAAAGAUAACAAAGUAUAUUAAUGAAAAAAUCUACCAAACAAAUACAUUAAACGAGGCAUAUUUAAAGAGCGCAUAGAGUUGCAUAUGUACAUGUGCUUGGCCGGCAAAAAUAAUUGUGAGCAAACGAUUACUUUAGACACACACACACAAAAACACACACUUACUACAGAACGACACAUACAUAGAUACAUAGAUACACUGCAAUUAAACCAAACACUGUAAAUUGUAACCAAGCAAAUGUGCAGUAGUGUGCGGGCAGAAAAAAUUAGAUAUCGGAAUUAGCCAGAUGUUUUGAAUGGAGACGGACUUACCGAAAUCGAAACAAGCGUUAACUUUUCCCACGUAACUGAUUUAAAUCUUACAAUCAAGUCACUGUAUUAUUAUUCAGCCACAUCGGAACUACAAUUACAAUCUACAAGCCUAACUUCGGCAUCCACCGAAGCCGUUAAGUUCCCGAAAAACCGGAAAAUAUAUCACAUCCGAAAUACGGGGACUGACCGGAAAUACACACAGACACAAACACAGAUACAGAUACAGUUACGGAUACGGACACUGACAAAUGCAGACAUACACACUCUAUAAUCAUUUACUAGAAACACCUAUACAACUAUACAACAGUUUAUUUCCUCGGAAACCAAGCGAACAAUAUAGAAUAAAUGAAAUUAAAUUCCCAUUAAACACACACUGGCAAAACAGAAAAAAAAAGAAAUGAUAAUGGCAAUGAGUACUAUGCAAUAUGAAAUGGAUAAACAAAACAAAUGAAAACCAACUAAAUUGUUAUACUGUAUUAUUAUACUUUUUCUAUAAAUUAUAAUUUCCUUAUUGAAC